AUGUCCCGCCGCCGCGGAUCACCACCACCAUCCCGCCCCUCGCACCGCCACUACUACAACAGCAGCGGCGGCGCAUGCCCUGCACCCUACAGCCGCGACCACGGCGGCCGCCACGUCACGCGCACGCGGCCGGAGCAGCGUUUCGCAACCGCUGCUGCAGACAUCGACUACGGUCGUCGUCGGCGCCGCACCGAAGACGAUGCAAUCGCCGCCGCCACCGCCCGCAACGAUUACAGAAUCAUCGAAGCGCCGGCCGACCUGCCUGUGGAUUUCGAGUACGUGCCUCGCAGCAGCGGCAACCGCCGCACCGCCGCCGCCGACCGUGAGUACGAGGUCGGUGCUGUUGGUGCUGGUGGUGGUGAUGAUGACUACGAGUAUCGCGAGGUUCGGCGUCGACGCGAGAGGUCCAGGUCCAGGCCCAGGUCCAGGUCUAGGAUUCGUAGGUAUCGCGAUUACACGACCUAUACGACGACGAUUCCGACGAGGCAUUCCGUCAGGGUAGGUCGGACUGAGGAUGUCGUCGCAGAAGCACCCGCAGCUGGUGGAGAAGAAGUCGCGGCGGAGAUGCCGGAGCGGUAUGGGGAGGAGAUUGCGUUUGAGGAGUCGCCGGAGGAUCUGUUCGGGGACGGAGGGGGUGGGUUGGGGUAUGAGGAGCGUGAGGGGAUGCGGUAUGGGGAUUUUAUGCUGAGUAUGCGGAGUAAGGAUGUUUUUGGGGUGUUUGCGACAGGGUUGGGGGAAGAAGGGGAAGGUGAUAGGGAUGUGAGUGAUGCGAAAGAGGAGGAGGGGGGAGGGGCCGUAGGCGUGAAUGGCAUUGAUGCGACGAGUGCUGUGGGGAGUGCGCAUGAGACGAGGUACAGAGUACUUUUCUCGCAGUGGGUGGAGAAUGGGAGUGGUGGAGAGGAUCCGGUGGCAGAGUUAGUCGUGGAGAUGGAGAAAGGAGUAGGUACGAGGGGAAAAGCGAGAAGGGGCCUGUAUGAGUGGGUGCAUGUCAAACAGGAUUUCAUGAACUUUGAGGCUUUCACGCGGCGGGUGGAGAAGGCAGGCAGACUUAACCAGGAGGAGAAGAAAUACGUCUCGAAGGUGCUGAGAGGCAUCUCCAGACAGUUCGAGAAGCCAUUGCUAACACAGGAUGGGAUGCAAGGAAGAUACAUGAUGGCUAAUUUCAACCAAGAGUUUGACGACACUACGGGAGCUCCCGGCGUUGCUUUCAUCUGUUUGCCUUUCUUCACGCUUGAGAAGUAUGGACCACCAAGGCUCCCAGAGAACUCCAAAGCGCACCCGAAAAGGACGCUGUUACAGACACUGUUCUCUUCAGCCAGUCGAGCACAGGAUCUUCAGCAGGCCGUGACCCAGCUUCCGAACACGCCGAAAGACUUUCUGUUUCAUGUGCGUCAGAUUUGGGCUUUCAUCGUAGACGAUAAGUUCAUGAUCACUUGCUCGGGCGAAGAUCCACCAUCGAUUGCCCGAGAUUCAAUCACAAUCACCUCACAACCUUUGGCGGCUGAUGCAGUGAAAUCAACGCCUCGGUAUAUCGAGGUAUCCGACGAGUGCAUGAACAUAUGGCUUUUACCAUUGGAGAAGUGCAAAACAUGGUUUAUGCUACAUUCAAACUUUUUUGACACCAUGGUUGACUACGACAUCGAAGCUGGUUUCUCAUACACCAUCACCUUCGACAGCACAGUGCUGAGCGAGAAUGACUGGCCGAAAGUUUACGAGAAAGCGCAACGGACAACAGUCCGGAUAUCUAUCAGCAGCGGUGACAGCGGAUACUCGCUGAGGAUACCAACGAUCACCCCAGGAGGCUAUUCUGAUGAUGAUGCUGAGACUCUGGUCUCCGAACCAUCGAGCGUACCGGUGAUUUUGCCAGAUUUGGAGCUCACCAAGGACCAGUUCCACGUUUUUACCUGGCUGGCUAGCACCAGCAAUAGCGAAGAUCGCUCCGACAAGCUCUCAGACAUUGAAGAGCUCAGCAGAAUCUCGACUUAUGCAAAGCGCUUGAGAGACCUAUCCAAAAACAUAUCCGACCUCGAAGUUCCCCCGCCAUCUCAAAGUAACCCUCCAGACAAGUUCGUUGUGGCCUGGAUCCACACAUGUUUGGCCGUCUGUCAUUGGAAACCUUCCGACAUGUCAGCAUUCGACCACCAUCUCGAGCGCUCCGAGAACGAACUGGUUAGCGGUCUGCCCAGCUUUCUGCGCAGCUUCCAAGAUAAGCCCUUAGAGAACAGAGCUGCUGCCAUGCCUUUAGGCAUAUUGAGCCUGCUCACACAAGAGCUUCUGAUGGACUUCACCGGCAUGAGACCUGACGUAUUCACCUCGUAUCGUGACUAUUACUACCAACUGAAACACCGCAUGGAUGAAGACCCACUCAACCGCGCCCACCAAAAAAGCAUCAACGCCUUCAAACAAGAACUCGAAGCCAUCACCAACGUCCUAAACCAACAACUCACCGUGCUCACCGACUUCGGCCUGGCGCUCGAGCAGCGCAAGCAGCACGCGGGGCGCACGCUCUUCUCGGCGCCCUACGCCGUCGCGCCCAACGUCGUCGACAACUGCGCCGCCGCCGUCGACUCCAAGAUCCGCGGCUUCGCCGGCAUGCGCCAGAACGCCGAGGCGCUGCGCCUGGCCAGCCUCGAGAUGAUCGACUCCAACAAGGACCGCCAGGAGGCUGCCAUCUACGCGUUUACUAUCGUUACGAUCGUGUUCUUGCCGCUGUCGUUUGUGUCCGGGUUUAUGGGGAUGAAUACGGCGGAUAUUCGCGAUAUGCCGCAUCGGCAGUGGGUCUUUUGGGCUGCGGGUAUACCGCUGACGAUAUUGAUCAUUUUGCUGGGGCUUAUCGGGGCUGAGGGCGUGGAGGCGUUGUAG
Lasiodiplodia theobromae is the source of this 2862-nucleotide messenger RNA. RefSeq names its product Mg2+ transporter protein CorA-like/Zinc transport protein ZntB. Gene Ontology annotation, biological process: metal ion transport; transmembrane transport. The record is from RefSeq and is a predicted model, not a curated record. NCBI's taxonomy places the organism in Eukaryota, Fungi, Ascomycota, Dothideomycetes, Botryosphaeriales, Botryosphaeriaceae. Gene Ontology annotation, molecular function: metal ion transmembrane transporter activity. Gene Ontology annotation, cellular component: membrane. The coding region runs from base 1 to 2862 and encodes 953 amino acids. The transcript is spliced from 8 exons.